Messenger RNA from Lytechinus pictus (painted urchin), 9158 nucleotides. RefSeq names its product neurogenic locus notch homolog protein 1-like. The record is from RefSeq and is a predicted model, not a curated record. Lineage: Eukaryota; Metazoa; Echinodermata; Echinoidea; Temnopleuroida; Toxopneustidae. The transcript is spliced from 10 exons. Gene Ontology annotation, molecular function: calcium ion binding. Bases 75 to 5990 code for a protein of 1971 amino acids.
UGUAUAGCCAUGUAACGGAACACAUCCCUAUAGCAACGAGGAGAAAAACAACUUUAUUUACGUUACACGGUAAAAUGAAUUUUACUUUGGUAGCCACGAUUGUUCUUAUGUUGAUACAUUCACACCUAGUAUUGGCAUCAAUAGACUUUGAGCUGGACCUUAUUUCUUAUGAUGGUGAUAGACGAAAAGCAGAUGGCACUUGUUGCGAUCCUCCGUCAUCAAUAGGAAUUACUUGCGAUCCCUUUUGUGAUCCUGGAUUCCAUAUUUGUUUGGAUGAUGGUUCCGUUACAUGUCCUUAUUUUGAUGGCAACACCGGACUGAUUGUAGAAGAUGUCGAAGAUAUAGAUUUUGAAACCUAUUCACUUGGACCUCUUCCUAAUCCCAUUCAAAUCACUAUUGAUAAAUGGCCAGAAUAUGGUCUGCGCAUCAACAUCACGGCAGAGGAUUAUGAUGAAUCUCCUGAAAAAGAGAAGAUCGAUAACUAUUUUGUGAUAAUUAAUGAAAUACCAUCUUUAACUGUUCCUACGACAAUGGUAGGAUUAAGUGAUGGCAGGGCGUUUAAGACCCGGUUAGGUAUCUACUAUGUAGCAACCUGCAGCAACGGGUAUGAAGGAUUGGACUGCCAAACAAACAUUGAUGAAUGUCAAAGCAAUCCCUGCUCCAACGGUGCUACUUGCAACGACUUCAUUAAUGGGUAUAAUUGUUCAUGUACAUCAAGUUUUACCGGAGACGAAUGUGAAACUGAAGUGGAUGAAUGUGAAAGCAAUCCAUGCCAGAACGAGGCUACAUGCAAUGAUUUCGUAAUUGGGUUUAACUGUACAUGUACAUCGGCUUACGAAGGAAUUUACUGUGAACAAGAAAUAAAUGAAUGUUCAAGUAACCCUUGUCAAAAUGGUGCUACGUGCACCGAUUAUUUGGAUGGUUUUAAUUGUACCUGUAUUUCUGGAUAUGAAGGGACAAACUGUGAACAAGAAAUUGAUGAAUGUUCAAGUAACCCAUGUCAAAAUGGUGCUACGUGCACCGAUUAUUUGGAUGGUUUUAAUUGUACCUGUAUUUCUGGAUAUGAAGGAACACAUUGUGAACAAGAAAUUGAUGAAUGUUCAAGUAACCCAUGUCAAAAUGGUGCUAAAUGCACUGAUUAUUUGGAUGGUUUUAAUUGUACCUGCAUUUCAGGAUAUGAAGGAACAAACUGUGAACAAGAAAUUGAUGAAUGUUCAAGUAACCCUUGUCAAAAUGGUGCUACAUGCACCGAUUAUUUGGAUGGUUUUAAUUGUACCUGUAUUUCUGGAUAUGAAGGAACAAACUGUGAACAAGAAAUAGAUGAAUGUUCAAGUAACCCAUGUCAAAAUGGUGCUACGUGCACCGAUAAUUUGGAUGGUUUUAAUUGUUCCUGUAUUUCAGGAUAUGAAGGAACAAACUGUGAAGAAGAAAUUAAUGAAUGUUCAAGUAACCCUUGUCAAAAUGGUGCUACAUGCACUAAUUAUGUGGAUGGUUUUAAUUGUACCUGUAUUUCUGGAUAUGAAGGAACAAACUGUGAAGAAGAAAUUGAUGAAUGCUCAAGUAACCCUUGUCAAAAUGGUGCUACAUGCACCGAUUAUUUGGAUGGUUUUAAUUGUACCUGUAUUUCUGGAUAUGAAGGAACAAACUGUGAACAAGAAAUAGAUGAAUGUUCAAGUAACCCAUGUCAAAAUGGUGCUACGUGCACCGAUAAUUUGGAUGGUUUUAAUUGUUCCUGUAUUUCAGGAUAUGAAGGAACAAACUGUGAAGAAGAAAUUAAUGAAUGUUCAAGUAACCCUUGUCAAAAUGGUGCUACAUGCACUAAUUAUGUGGAUGGUUUUAAUUGUACCUGUAUUUCUGGAUAUGAAGGAACAAACUGUGAAGAAGAAAUUGAUGAAUGCUCAAGUAACCCUUGUCAAAAUGGUGCUACAUGCACCGAUUAUUUGGAUGGUUUUAAUUGUAACUGUAUUUCUGGAUAUGAAGGAACAAACUGUGAACAAGAAAUUAAUGAAUGUUCAAGUAACCCAUGUCAAAAUGGUGCUACAUGCACCGAUUAUUUGGAUGGUUUUAAUUGUACCUGUAUUUCUGGAUAUGAAGGAACAAACUGUGAACAAGAAAUAGAUGAAUGUUCAAGUAACCCAUGUCAAAAUGGUGCUACGUGCACCGAUAAUUUGGAUGGUUUUAAUUGUUCCUGUAUUUCAGGAUAUGAAGGAACAAACUGUGAAGAAGAAAUUGAUGAAUGUUCAAGUAACCCUUGUCAAAAUGGUGCUACAUGCACUAAUUAUGUGGAUGGUUUUAAUUGUACCUGUAUUUCAGGAUAUGAAGGAACAAACUGUGAAGAAGAAAUUGAUGAAUGUUCAAGUAACCCUUGUCAAAAUGGUGCUACAUGCACUAAUUAUGUGAAUGGUUUUAAUUGUACCUGUAUUUCUGGAUAUGAAGGAACAAACUGUGAACAAGAAAUUGAUGAAUGUUCAAGUAACCCUUGUCAAAAUAAUGCUACAUGCACUGAUUAUUUUGAUGGUUUUAAUUGUACCUGCAUUUCAGGAUAUGAAGGAACAAUCUGUGAACAAGAAAUAGAUGAAUGUUCAAGUAACCCUUGUCAAAAUGGUGCUACAUGCACUGAUUAUUUUGAUGGUUUUAAGUGUACCUGCAUUUCAGGAUAUGAAGGAACAAUCUGUGAACAAGAAAUAGAUGAAUGUUCAAGUAACCCUUGUCAAAAUGGUGCUACAUGCACUGAUUAUUUGGAUGGUUUUAAUUGUACCUGUAUUUCAGGAUAUGAAGGAACAAACUGUGAACAAGAAAUAGAUGAAUGUUCAAGUAACCCUUGUCAAAAUGGUGCUACAUGCACUAAUUAUGUGAAUGGUUUUAAUUGUACCUGUAUUUCAGGAUAUGAAGGAACAAACUGUGAACAAGAAAUAGAUGAAUGUUCAAGUAACCCUUGUCAAAAUGGUGCUACGUGCACCGAUUAUUUGGAUGAUUUUAAUUGUACCUGUAUUUCAGGAUAUGAAGGAACAAACUGUGAACAAGAAAUUGAUGAAUGUUCAAGUAACCCUUGUCAAAAUGGUGCUACAUGCACCGAUUAUUUGGAUGGUUUUAAUUGUACCUGUAUUUCUGGAUAUGAAGGAACAAACUGUGAACAAGAAAUAAAUGAAUGUUCAAGUAACCCAUGUCAAAAUGGUGCUACAUGCACCGAUAAUUUGGAUGGUUUUAAUUGUACCUGUAUUUCAGGAUAUGAAGGAACAAACUGUGAACAAGAAAUAGAUGAAUGUUCAAGUAACCCUUGUCAAAAUAAUGCCACAUGCACUGAUUAUUUGGAUGGUUUUAAUUGUACCUGCAUUUCAGGAUAUGAAGGAACAAUCUGUGAACAAGAAAUUGAUGAAUGUUCAAGUAACCCUUGUCAAAAUGGUGCUACAUGCACUGAUUAUUUGGAUGGUUUUAAUUGUACCUGCAUUUCAGGAUAUGAAGGAACAAUCUGUGAACAAGAAAUUGAUGAAUGUUCAAGUAACCCUUGUCAAAAUGGUGCUACAUGCACUGAUUAUUUGGAUGGUUUUAAUUGUACCUGCAUUUCAGGAUAUGAAGGAACAAACUGUGAACAAGAAAUUGAUGAAUGUUCAAGUAACCCUUGUCAAAAUGGUGCUACAUGCACUAAUUAUGUGGAUGGUUUUAAUUGUACCUGUAUUUCAGGAUAUGUAGGAACAAACUGUGAGGAAGAAAUUGAUGAAUGUUCAAGUAACCCAUGUCAAAAUGGUGCUACAUGCACCGAUAAUUUGGAUGGUUUUAAUUGUACCUGUAUUUCAGGAUAUGAAGGAACAAACUGUGAACAAGAAAUAAAUGAAUGUUUAAGUAACCCAUGUCAAAAUGGUGCUACAUGCACCGAUAAUUUGGAUGGUUUUAAUUGUACCUGUAUUUCAGGAUAUGAAGGAACAAACUGUGAACAAGAAAUAGAUGAAUGUUCAAGUAACCCUUGUCAAAAUAAUGCCACAUGCACUGAUUAUUUGGAUGGUUUUAAUUGUACCUGCAUUUCAGGAUAUGAAGGAACAAUCUGUGAACAAGAAAUUGAUGAAUGUUCAAGUAACCCUUGUCAAAAUGGUGCUACAUGCACUGAUUAUUUGGAUGGUUUUAAUUGUACCUGCAUUUCAGGAUAUGAAGGAACAAUCUGUGAACAAGAAAUUGAUGAAUGUUCAAGUAACCCUUGUCAAAAUGGUGCUACAUGCACUGAUUAUUUGGAUGGUUUUAAUUGUACCUGCAUUUCAGGAUAUGAAGGAACAAACUGUGAACAAGAAAUUGAUGAAUGUUCAAGUAACCCUUGUCAAAAUGGUGCUACAUGCACUAAUUAUGUGGAUGGUUUUAAUUGUACCUGUAUUUCAGGAUAUGUAGGAACAAACUGUGAGGAAGAAAUUGAUGAAUGUUCAAGUAACCCUUGUCAAAAUGGUGCUACAUGCACCGAUAAUUUGGAUGGUUUUAAUUGUACCUGUAUUUCAGGAUAUGAAGGAACAAACUGUGAACGAGAAAUAGAUGAAUGUUCAAGUAACCCUUGUCAAAAUGGUGCUACAUGCACUAAUUAUGUGUAUGGUUUUAAUUGUACCUGUAUUUCUGGAUAUGAAGGUACAAACUGUGAACAAGACAUAGAUGAAUGUUCAAGUAACCCAUGUCAAAAUGGUGCAACAUGCAACGAUUAUUUGGAUGGUUUUACUUGUUCCUGUAUUUCUGGAUAUGAAGGAACAAACUGUGAACAAGACAUAGAUGAAUGUUCAAGUAACCCUUGUCAAAAUGGUGCUACAUGCACCGAUUAUUUGGAUGAUUUUAAUUGUACCUGUAUUUCUGGAUAUGAAGGAACACAUUGUGAACAAGAAAUUGAUGAAUGUUCAAGUAACCCAUGCCAAAAUAGAGCUACGUGCUUUGACCUUACGCCAGGAUUUCAGUGCAGAUGUCUGGAGGGAUACACUGGUGAAUAUUGCUCGUCGGAUAUCGAUGAAUGUUUUGUGAAAACUGCCUGUCCUAAUAAUUCUAUAUGUGAGAACACAGUGGGAUCUUUUGCUUGUUUUUGCCUCGAUGGAUAUGAAGGGGAGCGCUGUGACAUCAUUAUUAAUCCAUGUAUUUCAUCUCCGUGUGAACGAGGAACUUGCGACAAAAUCAAUAGAGAUGCAUAUAGUUGUAUUUGUGAGGAUGGAUUCUUCGGAGUAAAUUGUGAAAUCACCGAUCCAUGUUCUUCGUCCCCUUGUUACAAUGGAGGAGAAUGUCAAAGCAAUGAUGCCGGGCAAUGGGUAUGCCAAUGUCUCAACGGCUUCAUCGGUGAACUUUGUCAACUAGAAUUGGAGUUUUACUCGUAUACUGUACUUCUAUAUGGUGCAAGCGUUGAUGAGGAAAUCUUUGUAGAAGACAUGGAAGCUCUCUUCUCAAAAGUGUAUAUUGAAGACGUCAAUGUAAUCAUCACAGAAACAGCCAACUACUACACGCCUGACACAGGAGACGAUAUCAUUGGUGUUACUUUCGUUUUGUACGUAAACGGAACAGCACUUGACUCAGAUGAAAUCAGCGCAGUGUUAAACGCUGUCCCAAAAGAAGAUCUAAAUAACAGAGAGCAGUACGAAUUCUACUUCGGCGAAGUUAUUCCGGAAAAACCGGAUCAACCGAGAUGGCUGGCGGAGUACUGGUAUGUUUUAGUAAUCAUUGUGAUAUUCGGGAUCGUUCUCCUCCUCACUACUGCUUUGUCGCUGGGUCAUCUGAUGGUCAAUCGGAGCUUACGAAAGAUGCAAUAUGAGGAAAACAAAAAGAGACUAGAAGAGACUCAAAAGCAGACGAAUGUACAUGUAUAUGAAGAUGAGCGCUACAUAAAGCGACAUUGGAAUAGUCAUAACAACGCACUGAGGAGCUCAUCACAUUUCGACGAAGAGCAUAUUUUCAGGACAAAUCCCAUAUAUAUGGCGCAGGAUUAUUUAAGCUUCCGUGAUGAUAAUUCCGAUGAUUAUCAUUACGUUCAAGAUUACCUCUAAAUGUACCAGAAUUUUAAUUAUAAAAUUAAGAAAAACUAUGAUAUUUCAAUUUUAAAUUAAAUCAGUCGAAUUGAGUUAAACAUUGUCACAUAGACUACUGUAACACAACAAAUACGAUCGGAAUUACAGGGGAUAUAAAAUAUAAUGUAUAUUGUACGCACUAUUGUAUAUACUUCUUGUUUAUAGCGUUUGUAAAUAUUCAUUAUUUUGUUAUCACUAUUAUUAAAGAAACAAACUAUAAAGGUGAUGUAUUAUCAGUAUCAUUAUGUAUUUUAUUCAUUGUCGGCACAAAUAUUGAUGAAUAAUUGGAUUUUAUGUGUUGUAUUUCACAAAAUGACUCGGAUGUUGCUAGACGUUUCUAAACGGUUAAUUAUAUUGUUUUAUAUUUUGAUGCAUCCUUUGUAUCAAUACUGCAUGAAUCAUUGUCGGGUAGUUGUAUUUAUACCGGUCCAAAAAAUAAUAGUCAAAUGAUAAGAUGUUUACAGGUUUUUUAUAUGGAGUUUUAUUCAAAACAAAUUCAGUAUUAAGGUGAUUUAAAUAUUAUUUAUACAGUGCGUAAAAAACGGGACAGUUUUUAAAAGUCUAUCAAAAUUAUGAUGUCUAUAUUUUGAUGUUGAAGAUGCUCUUAAGUCUUAUCUUUAAAUGCCAUUUAAAAAAUGAGUUCUGUUCAUGCUUGAAUGAACACGAAACUUUUUGUCAGGGGUUCAAACACAGGCUUGCGCCAAAUGGCAUAAAAUGAAAAAUAUUGAUCAUCAGACUUUUUGCUAGUUUUUAUUCAACUUGCUAUGAUUUCUUUAUCUCUGCAUCAAUCAUGUUCAUACUUAAUAAAUAUGAUACUUGAGUAUACCACAUAUGUGUCCAAGAAACUGAUGAGGUCGAAGGUCAUCUAAUUUUUUUGAAUGGCAUUUGAGGGAUAAGACAUUAGAGCAUCUAUGAACCUCAGAAAUAUAGACAUCAUAAUUUGAAGGAAAAAAAUAUUUGAUAGACUUUUCAACACGUUUUGUCUCGCCUGCAUAGCAGAGCAAGACAAUAGGCGCCGCUUUCCGACGGCGACGGUGACGUCAACAUUGAAAUCUUAACCAAGGUUAAGUUUUAGAAAUGUCGUCUUAACUUAUUUGGACCUAGUUCAUGAAACUUGGACGUAAGGGUAAUCAAGUAUUACUAAACAUCCUGCCUGAGUUUCAGGUCACAUAAUUAAGGCCAAAGGUCACUUAGGGUCAACGAACUUUGGCCAUGUUGGGGUUAUUUGAGGAAUUGUCAUCAUAACUGAAUUUUUAUGAAUCUAGUUUGUGAAACUUGGGCAUAAGAGCAGUCAAGUAUCCUUGAACAUCCUGUGCGAGUUUCAGGUCCCAUGACCAAGGUCAAGGGUCAUUUAGGGUCAACAAACUUUGGUAGUGUUGGGGGUGUUUGUGGAAUUGUCAUCAUAACUUUAAAAGUGUAUGGAACUAGUUCAUGAAACUUUGACAUAAGAGCAGCAAUGUAUCCCUGAAUACCAUGUGCGCGUUUCAGGAACAUGGCCAAAAUCAAAGGUCAUUUAAAGGUCAAUGAACUCUGGCCGUGUUGGAAGUAUGUGUUGAAUUGGCAUCAUAACUUAGAAAGUUAUUGAUCUAGGUCAUGAAACAUCGACAUAAGGGUAAUCAAGUAUAAAUGAUUGUUUUGCACGUUUUAGGUCACACGAUCAUGGUCAAAGGUCAUUUUGGGUCAAUGGACAUAAUAUUUUAUUAUCAUAUUAGUGUUUUCGUCUGUAAAUAAUUGUUCAUUAGCUAUUUUGGAAGGCAGCACUGCUGCUAUAAUGCAGGCGAGACUGUCAGAGGCGUUCCACUUGUUUUUGAUACGCAAUGUAUAUGAAUUUCAAGCGAUUGGACAAACUUCCAAUCUUAUUAAACCGGAUUGCUCGAUGUAAUGAAUAAUGAUCAGUAAAGAUAAUGAUAAGUGUAUUGGAUUGGAUUUUCUUCAUGGGAUGUCGGAAAUACUCCCUCCCUCAGCAUUAUUACUACCAAGCUUUAAUAUUACAUUAUUUCGUAAAAAGGCAAAAGCUUCUACAUUCACGAAAUUUGGAUUGAAACCUCGACUUGGAUUCACUCCGGUGACAUAUAUAGAGCAACAAGUUUACGCAUGAAAUUAUUCCAAUUGUGUUACCUGAAAUGGAUAUAACCGAAAUAGUCUGGAAUCACUUAAGGACGCUCUCGUUGACUAUUAUUGGAAAUACAUUUUGAAUUUCACUUCACCAUUGUAAAUAUUACGGUUGUACAUAAUAAAAUGAUAUAAUUAUGCAUCAUGAAAAUAUGUAACAUGAUUAUUUGUCUUUCCGAUUUUUGUUCUUAAAGGACAAGUCCAUCACAACUAAAAAUUGAUUUGAAUAAAAAUAGAAAAAUUCCAACAAGCAUAUCACUUAAAAUUUCAUCAAAAAAAAAGAAAAGAAAGGUAUGACAUUUUAAAGUUUAGCUAUAUGCACAUCCUUGUCGGUAUGAAAAUGAGGAGACUGGUGACGUCAUAUACUCACUAUUUCUUUAGUAUUUUAUUAUAUGAAAUAUGAAAUAUUCUAUUUUUCUCCUCAUUGUCAAGUGAAACGACGAUUAAUUCCUCCCUGACCAAGUGGAAUUAGCAUUGUUAUAGUUCAUUCAAGUUGGUCCUUAUUUUCAAAUCUGUAAAAAGGAAAUAUUGUAUAAUUCAAACAUUGAAAAACAAAAGAAAUAGUGAGUGAAGGACAUCAUCGACUGUUUCAUUUGCAUGUCACUGAGUUGUGCAUAUCACUGUUUUGUAAAAAAAAAACAUAAGCGAAACUUUAAAAUGUCAUAACUUUGUUAAUUUUCAUCAAAUUUUUAUGAAAUUUCCAGCGUUGCGCUAGUUUGAUUUUUCUCUAUUUAUUCAAAUUAACAUUUUCUGGGGUGCACUUGACCUUUAAAAGUGGUAUGCGCGUGUUUUUUUUUCGUUUUGUCAUUUGAAUGCAUACAAUUCUAAACGCGUGAAGUAGGGUUUGAUUUUUUUUUAAUUAGCACAGAGCGUAUCAAAAAGUUUACAGUUUGAAACAAUCAUAUGAAAAUAAACUUUAAAAAGAUGGCGAUAUUACUGUAAAAUCUUUGUGCUUGAGUGAGCACCUCUUACUUUUCAAAAGUUUGUGAAAAUGAUUUUCACAAACGUUAUUACAAAUAAACGUAGAAAUACUUA